Molecule: messenger RNA, 2694 nt
Organism: Metarhizium album ARSEF 1941
Lineage: Eukaryota; Fungi; Ascomycota; Sordariomycetes; Hypocreales; Clavicipitaceae
Product: SET domain protein
Exons: 1
Coding region: 1-2694 (897 amino acids)
Molecular function (GO): protein binding
Source: RefSeq, a predicted model, not a curated record
AUGACAGACACGCCCGCGCCGCCGUCAACGCAGGCAUCACUUCCCAGUCAGACUGUUCUACCUGCGCCGGUGGACACGGUUGUCAAGGAUGACCCAGCCAUUGCCCCGACCGUAGAGCAGACGGAAGAAGAGCCUUACACCAUAAAGUGUAUCUGCAACUUCUCUGACGAUGACGGAAACACAAUUUACUGCGAGACGUGCGAUACCUGGCAGCACAUUGACUGCUUCUAUCCCAACAAUAGAGAGGAGGCCAUCCGAGAAGACUUUGCCCACUCCUGUGCAGAAUGCAAACCGCGGCCCCUGGAUCGACAAAAGGCUAUCGAGCGAACGCUUCGACUCCGAAAUGUCAACAGUAUACUGGAAAUACAAAAAGAGCCCUUGGAUAAGAAGACGAAGCGCCCGCCGACCAAGACUGCCAGAAAGAAACCGAAGCCCAACGACCUACAAUUAAAUGGCCACCCUGAAAACGGCCCUCCCUCCUCCUCAAAGAAAACCAAAUCCUCACACCGCCCUUCACACUCUGUUAGUUCCCAGCCAUCGAAGCGAAGUCCUUCAUAUGGUCAGAACUCGCGGUCGAAUCCUGCCCAACCCCCCAGUCCUGCCACAACACCUCCUGAUCUUCCCAAUGAUUUUCAGAUUCAUCACUACUCUGCUGGAUUUUACUCUCUUUACAAUGAACAAGAGGUCCCCGAUACACACAACAAUGCGUUUGCGAGCCUGGCCAUCCCCACAGCACUGUCACGAUGGCUGCGAGAUCCCGAUACGAUGAAGCAAGAGGUCGGCAGGACCCGUGCAGAAGUCUUUCAAGACGAGCCGCCCAACGUGGAUCAGAUGAAGCCAAAGCUGGAGGUGAAUGACACCACCCGACUGGUGGAACCUGGAACGACUCUGCGAUGGCGUUGUAUUGAAUCGACAACAGCAGUCGAAAAGGACGUCGCCUUGAUUGAGCUGAAUGGCGAAAUCGGCUUCCAAAAAGAUUAUUGUGCCGACCCUGCCAACGUCUGGGCCGAUCUUUCUUGUCCGCUCCCUUUUGUCUUCUUCCAUCCCAGUUUACCACUGUACAUUGACACGAGAAAAGAAGGCUCUCUGGCGAGAUAUGUACGGAGGAGCUGUAAGCCAAAUGCUCAGCUGGAUACCUAUUUGUCUGGGGGGUCAGAAUACCACUUUUGGCUUGUCAGCGACCGAUAUAUUCCUGCGAAUGAACAAAUCACGUUACCUUGGGAUUUCCGACUGGAGAAGAGUGUGCGGGACAGGUGGCUUCAUCUAUUAGGAUUGAGUGAUGAUGACUCUGCGGCGCAGGAUGAGCCAGAGCUGGACUCGGCUGAAUAUACAGCCAUCUCUAACUGGAUCGACCGAAUCUUGUCUGAAUACGGUGGCUGUGCCUGCGAUCUGGAGAACAACUGUGCUUUUGCCCGGUUUCACCGGCAAUAUCUUUUUGGCAGAAAUCAAAUGAAAGGUGGAAAGAAGAAGCCGCGAAAAGCCCGUAAUCACACCAUCUCGCCCACUAGCACUGGUCAGGCUACCAAUAGCAGAGCCGCUAGUGAGGGAAAUAUCGACGAGGGAGCCGAUGAUGUCAAACUCGAAGGAACAUCACGUAGCAAACCUCCGAGUCGCGACCGCACUCCAGUUGGGUCUUUUGAUCAACUUGGAAUACUAACUGAGCCGACGGACCGAGACAAGAGGAAAGUAGCGAUGGUGGAAGAUUCAUUUCGCCGAAUGGAACAACAGCAACCCCCGAGGAAAAAGAAGCGUGUUUCCGAUGGGACAACUCCUUCAUCAAAAUCAAAGUCAAGGAAUGGUUCAACGGGCCCACCUGGACAGUAUGUUGACGCAGGCACGUCUCGCAGCAAGUCUGGCUCACCAGCUAGCGGGAGAUCACCAAGUAUUGGCUAUCCAAAGGCACCGAGCAAGCAAUGUUCAUCUACAUCGGACUCACGGCAGACUUCAGCAGGGCCUCGCGGUAUGUAUCGCGAUGCGACCGUGCAAACCGACCCAGUUGAGGGCCAUUGGAUAAGCGAGUCCUGCAACCCAACUCCAAUUAGAAAGAGAAUCAUCUCACUUUCGAAGAGAUUGAUGAAUAGCCGGCGCCGAAGCCUACUUACUGAGGAGGAACGGAAAAGAAAAAGUUUGGCAAAUCAAAUAUCCAAUGCCUCGGCUAUAGAUUUGGACUCGCCCACCAGCAGCGAGCACCGACCCUCAAUCGCCAGCACUGGUUCCGAUGUGACAUCACCGAAAUCGCAUUCGACAGAUACCAACACGGCCGAACUAUCUCAGAGUUCAGUAUUGAAUGACACGACGAUGGAGACUGGCAAGAUGAAGGCCCCGGAUCUUCGUGUACAAUUACCUCCAGUACCGGCGUUUGAUAGCACCGGACUGGUCACGUCAACCACGGCCACUCCUCUAUCAGCAGCAAGCUCAGCAGCGCUGUCCCCGUUUGGAACUUCAAGCGCAUCGAAUCCUUUUGCUGUGAGCUCAAUUUAUGGCGUCGUUGCUACCCCAAGUCCCGUUAAGAAGAAACUGAGCCUCAGUGACUACAAGAGUCGACUAAACAAGGCAGCGGGUAAAGCCGCAGGAGGAUCUACUGUGUUGAAGCCAGGCCUAGCUGGUCCCGAGGAUGUCAAAGUGGAAACGACGAUGGAGCCUCAUCAUCUGGACAAACCCGACGACUCAACACCGACGGUAAACGGGGCUUGA